CCCGCGUGUUUUUCUCGCCGGCUGCUCGGCGGUGUGCGGCGUGCUCGAGCUCCCCACCGCGCCGCUUGAAACUGGCUGCCUGUGUCGCCAGAAGCCAGUCUUCCGGCCAGGCUGCCGCCUCGAUGAAGCACCUGCCCUACUUCUGUCGCGGAGAGGUGGUGCGCGGGUUCGGCCGCGGCUCCAAAGAGCUCGGCAUCCCCACAGCUAACUUUUCUGAGGGAACAGUUGAGAAUUUCCCUUCUGAUAUCCCUACGGGCAUAUACUAUGGAUGGGCUUCUGUUGCAAAUGGAGAUGUGCAUAAAAUGGUCUUGAGUAUUGGCUGGAAUCCAUAUUACAAGAAUGUUAAGAAAUCUGUGGAAACACACAUCAUUCACUCUUUCAAGGAGGAUUUCUAUGGAGAAGAUCUUAGUAUAAUUAUUCUUGGCUACAUAAGACCGGAAAGAAACUUUGAUUCUUUAAGUGCACUCAUAGCAGCUAUUCACAGUGACAUUGAAGAAGCUGAAAAAACCCUAGACUUGCCAGAACAUCAAAAAUACAAAGAUGACAACUUUUUUCAUGUGCCAGAAGGCAAAAUAGUUAACGGUCAUUGAUUUAGGCUGCUUUAUAUAUCUUUAUUGUAAUGGUUUAAAUUGCACUGAUCUUACAACAGUUCUCCUUAUUUAGAGAAAAAAUUGUGUAACUUAGUCCUUCUAUGGUUUAGUAUUUUCAGUUUGUAUUAGAAAUGAAUUAAAAUGGUCAGACAGCCAUUUGGAACCAACACUAAGCUAUUUUCAUCUCCCCCCCCCCCCCCAACAUAUUGUUACUGGGCAUGUUGGAAUUUACUCAACGAUUUCAUUGCAUGUGUUGCAAUAUGUAUAAACUGUUAUUAUUACUAGCUUUUCUGAGGCUGGGCAACAGUUGGUCCCCUAAACUUGGAAGCACAAGUCCUUUCUAAUCCCUCUUAAUAAUAGCUAUCUGGUCUGCUGAAUUAAAUUUGGUUUCUGAUUUUAAAGUCUAAUGCUUCUUGCAGCAAGGAGAAACUCAAGAUAAAUGUAGAGUGGACACACAUAGUUUUACUGGCUUAUUCAGCAAGGUGUUCUUUUUGGAUCUUAGGUUUGUAAUUAUCAAAAGUAUUUUUGGAGAUAAGUACUGCUUACUAACUGCCCAUGAUUGUAAUAGUGAAUGCACUAGUGCUAAUUUCAAGAGGAGUGCUUUGCUGUAGAAAUGCUAUUUAAAUUAUAAGUCUUAUCUAAAACUACAAA
Molecule: messenger RNA, 1241 nt
Organism: Heteronotia binoei (common prickly gecko)
Lineage: Eukaryota; Metazoa; Chordata; Lepidosauria; Squamata; Gekkonidae
Gene: RFK
Product: riboflavin kinase
Exons: 4
Coding region: 123-590 (155 amino acids)
Biological process (GO): FMN biosynthetic process; riboflavin biosynthetic process
Cellular component (GO): mitochondrion
Molecular function (GO): riboflavin kinase activity
Source: RefSeq, a predicted model, not a curated record